Messenger RNA from Clarias gariepinus (North African catfish), 2497 nucleotides. RefSeq lists its product as uncharacterized. The record is from RefSeq and is a predicted model, not a curated record. Lineage: Eukaryota; Metazoa; Chordata; Actinopteri; Siluriformes; Clariidae. Gene Ontology annotation, biological process: response to bacterium. The coding region runs from base 79 to 1077 and encodes 332 amino acids. The transcript has 6 exons.
CAGAACGCUUGGUGCUUUUGCUAUACUGCUAUUUUGACUUUUCAUCAUUUAAUUCAUUUUGUCAUUUAAUCUCUGAAGAUGUCUGCCAUCUGGAUUUUUGUCUGGACUCUUUACCUUAUAUUUCCAGGCCAAUCCUCUUAUGUUUCCAGACCAUCGGUUAUCUCUGCGAAGCUUAAAGAUCAUGCUACUUUUAACUGCCCAUUUAUUGGUGGGCCUAGUGUAGUAGAAACUGUCAUUUGGUACAAGCAAAUGUUAGGAGGGAUACCUCAAAAGGUGGGAGAAUGGUUACCAGAUACAGAUCCUAAAAUCGCCUCUGGGUUCAAAAAAUAUAAAAUUAAAAUGGAGACACAUAAUAACAGCAUUUCUCUGACAAUUCCACGUGUGAAAAAGGAACAUGAAGGACUUUACUACUGUGGGCAGUUCAGCUCGGAAAAUUUUACACUGUCCAGGGGUACGUUCUUGGUUGUAACAGAUGACAGCGAUGUUAAAGUCUCCGUGUCCCAGAGCGGCGGGUUGGACUCGGUUCCUGCAGGAGCGUCAGUGACUCUGCAGUGCUCGGUUCUCUCUGAGAGCAGAGCAGCAGAACUCCAAGUGCUCUGGUUCAGAGCUGCUUCACCACAAUCCCAUCCUCAAAUCAUUUACACUCAUCACAACAGCAACCAUCAGUGUGAGAGCGACUCUUCUACACACACCUGUGAGUACAACUUCUCCAAGAACAUCCUCAGCCUUAAUGAUACUGGGACUUACUACUGCGCUGUGGCCGUGUGUGGAAAGAUCAUUUUUGGGAACGGGACACGAGUACAACUGGCAACAGAUAAAUCCUUGGAUACUGUAGUGAUCUUUCUUGCUGUAGCUUUGGCUGUGUCUAUGGUUGCUCAUGUUGUAAGGUGUAAAGGGAUAACCUGUGAAUAUGGCAGUGGAAAAUCUCACAAAUAUGUGGUAAACGAAACAACAAAUCAGGGCCAUGGUGCUGUGGAGCUGAAGUUUGCUGCCUCACACUUUAGUAAAAAAACAGGAAAGAGUCAUCAAGGCCAUAAUAAUGUCUAUACUGAAGUGAUUUACUCUCCUCUUUUUUAAUUUAUACAAUUACAGUAAAAUAUAUAUUUUUUUAUUUUAUACAUUUAACAUUUUCAGCCUAAUUGGGAAUUGAUUUAAUUAUAUGUUACUCCAAUAAAUAAACAAACAAGAAAACAUUCAGCUCACUUUUUCCACUAGAUUUUGCGAUAUGAAUGUUGGAAAUUGUGGUCAUUCAGCCACAAGUGCAUAAAUGAAGCCAAGCACUGAUCUUGGGUAAGGAGGUCUGGGAUUCAGUCUGUGUUUUAAUUUAUUCCAAGGGUGUUCUGUCCGGUAGAAGUCAGGGCUCUAUCCAGGAAACAACAUACUGUAUGGGUGGAUAGUAAAGUGUCCACAGAUGUUUGGCCAUAUGAUUUAAUGACUGACUCUGUAUGCCUUAUUCUGAGAAGAUGGCCCCUAUGGUCUUCUUAAAGGUACCUGUGAUUAUUGAGAAUAGUUCUAUUUCAAAACAUGAAAAUGGCCCUGAAGUGCAUUGACAAACAGUUAUACUGUGUUGUCUUAUGACUGUAACUGUUCUGUAAUUGCAAAUCUCCAUCAGUAAACAGGGGUCCAUUCUUCGUACGUCGCUUAAAAGAUCCGAGAUGAAUUGACACAUCUAAGAUGAGAUCAUCAUGCUAAUUACAAUCCGGCUAAGUCGGUUCUUUGAGCACACCUGUUGUUGAUGAUUAGUAUGGCUGGAUUGAGUUGUCUAUUUUGAGUUGUCUAUUGUUGAGUUGGAUUAUUGCGCGUUCGUGCGUUGGUUUAAAAAGUGCGUUGGUUUAUGCAUCGACAGUAGAAACACUGAUCACAAGCCCUUUUGAUUGGUUGACGAAAUAGCAAAAAAAAGUGGCUCAAUUCUUUUUUAUGACACGUGUUAUGCGCUGAAAUUGCUCCAUCUCCAGAGCAGCUUUAGAACUUACUGACAACUACCUGGUUCAUCUACACCUGACCUACAGGCAAAAACUUCUAAGGCUGUAGUAAGCACUUCUUUUAGAAACAUAAAAAAAAGGAAAGUUCCAGGCCCAGAUGAUGUUACACCAUCCUGUCUAAAAUCUUAACCAGAUGGCCCCCAUAUUCACACACAUCUUCAACAGAUCACUGGAACUAUGUGAAGUCCCUUUUGGCUUCAAAUGCUCCAUAAUCAUCCCCUUUCUAAAAAAAAACCCAAAUCACAGGACUCAAUGACUACAGACCAGUCACUCUAACCUCUGUGGUCAUAAAGUCUUUGAAAGACCGGUGUUGGCAUACCUAAAGGACAUUAUCGGACCUUCACUGGACCCCCUGUAUUUUGCUUAUAAAGCAAACAGUCAACAUGGUACUGCAAUGUAUAUAUUCAGAGUAAGGCAUAGGCUCAAAAAAUAACUUUGGACGACCUCUUAUUUAAACUUUUGCCGUCUGGUCGGCGCUACAAAACACUGAACACCAGGACAGCCAUGCACAAGAA